Messenger RNA from Penicillium vulpinum, 1044 nucleotides. Its product is annotated as Elongator subunit IKI1. Gene Ontology annotation, cellular component: elongator holoenzyme complex; nucleus; cytosol. Bases 1 to 1044 code for a protein of 347 amino acids. The transcript is spliced from 3 exons. Gene Ontology annotation, biological process: tRNA wobble uridine modification. Gene Ontology annotation, molecular function: tRNA binding. The record is from RefSeq and is a predicted model, not a curated record. Lineage: Eukaryota; Fungi; Ascomycota; Eurotiomycetes; Eurotiales; Aspergillaceae.
AUGGCCCCCAUGAACCUUUCACACAGGCGCACGCACAAUUUGCUCUUGAUUUCGAAACUCUUGAGCUUGCGCGACACUGCAUCGCCCCUCACACUCGUCUUGGAUUCUUUGGAGCAACCGGCUACGCCGCUGCUGAAAGAAUAUAUUAGACGUGCGAAGCUGUCCAAAGUCCAUGUUACGCUCAUCGCUUUUGAAACCCUGAAGCAACCCGAUGGAGUCGAUAUUUUUGUAUCAACACGCCGCAAGAGUCCCGCCGAUAUAAUUAAAGAAGUGAGCGCGGGUUAUCAGUCUGUUGCAGCUUCCAACCCCUCACGCAGGCGUCUUAUCCUCAUUGAUUCAAUUAAUCCUCUUCUAAACUCAAAACGAGCUGACCCUGGAUUUCACCUGGCCUCUUUCCUUGGGUCGUUCAUUACUCCCACAUCGCUAUCAGCCAAGGUUGAUGCGUCACUCGUGGUGGUAUAUCAUCAAGAUGUCCCCGAACUUCCACAGCAAAGCCCAUACUCGCCGUCACCUAUUUCUGUACUAACAUAUCUCGCUACGAGCAUCAUCACCCUCCAUUCGUUCUCGCACGUUCUAGCACAGAAGGCUGCUCGCGACCGCAGUCUGGCUCCUCCAGUAUUCGGGCUUGAGGAAGAGCAAGAAGGCGUUCUCCUCGGCCGUUUGGACAGAUUGACCGGUACUGGGAAAGCCGAGGGAAUCGUCAUUGAGCUGGAGCACCGGCGGAAGAGUGGUCGUGGUGUACUGGAAUGGUACCUUCUCCCACCUGCGUCGCAUUAUUCACCCCAGCAUCUAAAAGAGGUUGUGACAUUGCUUGACGAUAAUAUUUUGUACAACCCUCCCAUGGAGCGAGACUCAGGCGCCGGUGACGAGGAACCAACAUCGACCUUUGAGCUGGGUCUCACCGACAGACAGAGGCGCGAAAGAGAAGGUGUCGUACUACCGUACUUCGACGCACAGCAUGGCGAUGGCCCGGGCGAAGGAGGCCGGAUUCUUUACGACAUGGGAGAAGAAGACGAUUUUGACGAAGAAGAGGAUGAGAUCUAG